AUGAAGCUCGGUUUUGUUAUUUUGUUCGUCAACGGCUUUGUUCGUUGUAUAAGUGCUGCAAAUGGUAAAAUAAAUGUUAUCAAUGAAGAUGAUUUGGUCAGCAUGGCAGUAACUGCACCCAAAAGCCCCGAAUUGCUGUCUCCUUCUUUUGAUGGUCUCCUCCCAUUUGAAUUUAGCAAUGAUUACGUCCAACAAUGGUCCCAAUUGAAAGAUGAUAACAAUAAUGAUGACAAAAAUCAAGACGAAGGAGGAGAUAACGAAGAAGGCGAUGAUUCGUCGAGACCCAAAAUUGAUAGUAGUGUCCCCUUGCAUUGUCAACGUGAUGAGUUUAUUAUUCAUUCAUUGGGUGAUUUGAAUUCAAUCAUUGAAUGUGAAACAAUUGUUGGUAAUGUUGUUAUAUCUGAAUUUGACUACCCUAUUAUCACAUUCACCAAUUUGGUUAAAAUCAAAGGUAAUUUAUCCAUUUACAAGUCGCCAGAAUUGGUUCGUAUUGAAAGCCCUCAAUUGCAAAGUAUCAGUGGACAAUUUCAAUUGUUUGAAUUGACGUCAUUGGCAUUGAUUAGUGUCCCCAGCUUGAAGCAAGUUCAAUCAUUGAAGUGGCAGAUUUUGCCCAUUUUGAGUAAUGUUCAAUUUAAUGCUGAAAUUAAAGGAAUUGAAAGUAUAACCAUUUCCGAUACUUCAUUGACUGGAUUUUCCGGAUUUGUUGCUAAUGAAUUGAAAAUUUUGGAUAUAAAUAAUAAUCGCUUUUUGGAUACGAUUGAUUGCAAUGUUGAAAAAGUGACGCAAUUGUUGCACGUUUCUGCCAAUUCCAACGAAAUUAAAGUUCAUUUACCCAAUUUGAAACAAGUUGAAGAGUUGAGCAUUCACAAUGUGGCUAUUUUGAAUUUAGGUAAUUUGGAAAGAGUUGGUAAAUCAAUGAGUUUGAGUAGUUCAUUGUUUCAGGCAUUAAAACUCUCCAAGUUGAAGUAUGUUGGUGGUACAUUGAAUUUGUCGAAAAAUUCCAAGUUGGAAGUUGUUGAAUUCCCCGAAUUGGAUGAAGUGGAUGGUGGAUUGAUGAUUAUCAAUAACAAUUUGGUUGAAAAAGUUAAUUUUUUACCCAAUUUAAAGAUUAUAGGCGGUGCUUUGGAGAUUGUGGGAAAGAUUACUGAAUUGACAUUUAAGAAUUUAAAAUUGGUUAAAGGUAGCGCAAUUGUGCGUUCAACCUCACCACUGUUUGAUUGUCGUAAAUGGACCAAACUGGAGAUUGGAUUGGUUGUUAGAGGCGGUAAAAUUGAGUGCACUAAUGCCAAUAAUGAAAAAGUUACCUCCAGAACCAAAGAAGAUGGUUCUGAAGCAAGUGAAGUGAAGAAUGAAGGAGAAGAAGGAGGAGAGGGAGAAGGAGAAGGACAACAUGUGGGACGGGAAAAGCCCAAUCAAGUUGAGGAAAAGUCAAGUAAUGGAUCCAAGAAUAAGACUCUGAGUUCCAAAAAUGACAAGUUUACGAAAUCAUCGUCAUCAUCGCCAUCAUCAUACAGCUGGAAUACAUUUUAUACAUUAUAUGUUGUCAUUUUCGCGGCUAUUGUCAAUUUGUCGAUAUUUAUUGACCUUGUUUGA
Lodderomyces parapsilosis is the source of this 1593-nucleotide messenger RNA. RefSeq lists its product as uncharacterized. The coding region runs from base 1 to 1593 and encodes 530 amino acids. Gene Ontology annotation, cellular component: fungal-type cell wall; plasma membrane. Lineage: Eukaryota; Fungi; Ascomycota; Pichiomycetes; Serinales; Debaryomycetaceae. The transcript has 2 exons. Gene Ontology annotation, biological process: fungal-type cell wall organization. The record is from RefSeq and is a predicted model, not a curated record.